Messenger RNA from Xenopus tropicalis (tropical clawed frog), 4214 nucleotides. It is a transcript of the gene st3gal4, whose product is annotated as ST3 beta-galactoside alpha-2,3-sialyltransferase 4. Gene Ontology annotation, cellular component: Golgi cisterna membrane. The transcript is spliced from 13 exons. Gene Ontology annotation, biological process: glycoprotein biosynthetic process. Bases 1129 to 2109 code for a protein of 326 amino acids. Gene Ontology annotation, molecular function: beta-D-galactosyl-(1->3)-N-acetyl-beta-D-galactosaminide alpha-2,3- sialyltransferase activity; N-acetyllactosaminide alpha-2,3-sialyltransferase activity; beta-galactoside (CMP) alpha-2,3-sialyltransferase activity. Lineage: Eukaryota; Metazoa; Chordata; Amphibia; Anura; Pipidae. The record is from RefSeq and is a predicted model, not a curated record.
UCAGCCCUGUGUGGCAUCAGCCUAAGAUUUUAUUUACUUUAUUAUUCAAUCAGCUGAAUAUACAAUUUGCCUAUUGCUGUAAUCAGGAAAAAUCUACUGAAUGGGGGCAAUUUCCGGUGUUGCUUUAGUAGAAAACCACUAGAAAUAACAAAGUGUGCCUCCACUAAGCUACAGUGUUGUCACCAAAAUAACAAACCCCAGAGUGUGGGGUUAGCUGAGCCACACUACAAUAAGUUACCAUGGUUAUUACAUCAGGGGUUUGGCUGUAAAUGGAGGCUUCACUUUUAGUGAAGUUAUCAGAUCAGGAUUUACCAUCAGACAAAAAAGACAAAUUCUCUUUUAGUGCAGCACAUCACAGGAAAUUGAACACGUGCGCAGGAGUAGGACGUGGUGAAUGCUGAGUUAAGUUUGUCUAUGAAGUUGAGCUGGCACAGAAUUUUAUUAGAGCAAUUACACCAGGCCUGGACUGAGCUUUCAAAAAAGCCCUGGCACAUCGAGUACACAGAAGCCACACAGGCCCAAUAAAAAGCCACUGUCUAUGGCAUUCUAUAGCAACCCCUCUGGCAUUUGCCAAACUCUACAGAUUACCAAUAUGGGCCGGAUCACAUUAUUAAACAGCGUUUCCCUUCUCCUCUUGUCUCUCUCAGCCAGAAACCCUCAGUAACACGCAGAGCAGAGGGAUUUGUUCAGUGUAGCUGCUCCAGACCCCCCUUCCCCCACCACACUGGCCCUCCCUCUGGCAUUGAAGUCGGCUCCGGGGCUGCCUGCAGUCAUUCAGUAAUAAGCAGAGCAGAGGGAUGUUUUACCGACCACCAUCACGCGGUCUCCGUACCCCAACGGGUUAGUCUGCCUUCCAGACAUGCAGACAUACAGUCAUACAGUGCCUGAUUUCUGGUAUCGGCAAGCCUCUAAGCUGAGCGCCUACCCACUGGGCCCCUAUGGAUUUACAGUGGCCAUAGAGCCUAGGCGCUUGUGCAAGUCGGAAUAACGGAUCCUCCAGAGCCUGCCCGCUUGGUUAUUGGACAGUCAGAAAUGUGAUAGCAGGGCCAGCCUUCAACUGAAUUUCCUCAGAAACAAGAAGUCAACAAUGAAAUCUUCCAUAGAAGUUAUCAUUGAAGAACAACCAAAAUGAAGAUCAAUCAAAGAUGGAAAGCAAUAGCUUUUUUCGUCAUUGUAAUGGUCUGUUUUGGAAUGUGCUGGUUCCUACGUGUGGAAUAUUAUAUACAAAGGUCAUAUCCAAAUGUCCAUGAGAUGUGUAUUCCUGGUGAUGUAGCAUCCAAGGCAGAGAUCCUGAUUAGCAAUUACUCAAGGGAUCAUCCUGUCUUCCUACAACUGAGUGAUUAUUUUUGGGUUAAAAACCAAUCUAAAUACCGUCUGCCAUAUGGCACAUAUGGAAGUGAGGAGCUGCUAAUUAAAUUUCUCGCUCUCACAAAUCGCUACCAUGUACCAGAGGAUAUCAAACGGCUGCGAUGCCGGAGGUGUGUGGUUGUUGGCAAUGGGCACCAACUAAAAAACAGUUCAUUGGGAGAAACCAUUAAUAAAUAUGAUGUUGUGAUCAGGAUAAACAAUGCUCCAGUUCAUAAAUAUGAAAAAGAUGUAGGCAGUAAGACAACCAUGCGCCUUUUCUACCCAGAGUCUGCUGAUUUUGAUCCUCAGUUGGAUAACAACCCAGACACUCUGUUGGUGUUGGUACCAUUCAAACCUCUGGACAUCCAGUGGAUGAAGAUAAUCUUAAACAAUGAGAAAAGGGUUCGUAAAGGUUUUUGGAAAAUGCCUCCUAUUAUUUGGGAGGUAGAACCUGAAAACAUCCGCAUCUUAAACCCAUAUUACAUGUCCGUUACUGCUACACAGAUUCUUAAAUCUAAAAAAAUGAUACCGAAACCCACAACAGGAUUGCUAGCUAUCACUUUUGCUCUGCACUUCUGUGACAUGGUUCACAUAGCAGGUUUUGGGUACCCUGCACUCACCAAUAAAAAGCAACCCAUCCACUACUAUGAGAAGGUGACCUUGAAGUCCAUGUCUGCGUCUGAGCAUAACAUCACUGUGGAAGCUCAAGCAAUAAAAAAUCUUCUUCAGCAAAAUAUUAUUCACAAUUUGACUUACUUUUGAAUGUUACUCCUCUCCCGCUUUGGAACUUUGGAGAAUGUAAACUUAUGGCAAUACCUACCAGAUACACAAGGUAGAUUCUGUAAUGCCAUGGAGUAUAAGAAGACAUAUGGAAUGUCUCCAGUGGAAUAAUGACUGUGGACUGAAUAAAGACAAAGUACAUUAGAUAGAAAGCAGAGGGUUUUCUAGACACUUUUUUUGGACUUGUUUUUUUUUUGUUUUUUUUAAAUCAAAGGACAUUUUGUAAAGAAAAAAGAAAAGAAAUGCAAUCAACAGUUUAAUAUUUAUUUGGAAAAUGUAUGCACUGGUAUUGUCAAUACCAACAAUUUAUGAAGAGGACUUGUCUAGGACUGAAGAUCAACACAUAUGGAACAUUUAAGUACUUAUUAACAAUCCAAUUCCAAGUUUAUUGCACAUUCAUUAUUUAAUUUUUUUAAUCAUUAUUAUAGAAGAUUGAAUGGUUGGCUUUUGUAUGGGCUGUACAAAGCCAGACUGAGGAUUCUGGGAUUUUUUAAAAAAAAUUAAGAAACAAAAUAACUUUAAAGAGUAUUCGAUUAGGGGCGGGCCUCCUUUUUUAAUGUGCCAUUUCCUUCCAUGUAUGAUGUUGUAAAAUCCCUGAAAAGAUCAUCUAGAUUGAAAAUAGAAUGGGUGGUAAAUAACGCUUAUAUAAAAAUAGCAGAUGUGUUAUCAGGGUGCCAUAACCAUAUUAUGCUGCUUGCUUUUAGAGAGUUUUUGUUAUGUCUCAUUAAGCAGCAUUGGAAUACUGUGAGUCCAUACUGUGUCCCGUAUUAUUUCAAGACGAAAUUUACUUGAAAAUCUUAUACACUGGGGCAUUUAUAUCAAAGUGUUAAAAACAGAGCUCCCUAGAGUCCCACAGAGUCCAUUUUACCAGAGCUUUUUGGUUGCUUGUGGUUGUUUUUUGCUUUUGGAAUAAUGCUUAGAUAAUUGUUCUUCUGAUUUUACUAGUUUUAUCCAAGUGGCAAAGGUGAUUUAUGGAAGUUCAAAUCUUGUCUAUUAGAAACUAGGAGAUAUAAAAUGUUAUAUACUUAUUUAUUAUUUUAAAACUAAAUAGCACAUUCUAAAACAUUGCUUUUUAAAUGCCUUUCUCUAAGCAAAGUAUUGAGCUGCUGCCACCUUAUUUGAUGUGUCUUUUUAAUUAAUUUUCCCUCUUUAUUCCAUUGUUACUGACCACUAUAGUCUGCUGAGUAGGUCAGAUACCUGGAUCCCUACCACUUGUCAAUGAUCAAUCUUGUCUUUUUAAUAAUGAAGGAAUUACCAGGAGAGGAUUUUACAGUUGGGUAUAAAUUAGAGCAGGAACAACUGUGCAGUUUAGCAGGGGAAGCCUUGGGUGCUGGUUCACUUUUUUGGGACAGAUACAAAAAGCAUGGAUAAAAAAAAGAAAAGUACACAGGGCUUUUGAGCAUUUUGGACUAUAUACCAGGCCUAUGCAAGUAAAUACUGCCCCUAUUGAUUUCUAUAUUCAUCUCAUUCAGCACCACAGCCUGAAGUUCUGUAUUUGAGGCAUAUUUAUUAAAGAAUGCAACAAGCGUUCACCACAGUUUGCCAGAAAGAAUAUUCGCCAGUCUCUUAUAAAUAUAUAUAAUUAUAUAGGAUUUUUAGGGGCAUAUGUAUAGCAAGAUGAAAGAAACAGAUGUUAACUCAGAUAAGUGGUGAAAUGUUUUCAAGAAUACUCAAUAAGUUCAAUUGCUUUAGAUACAUUACUUAGAUCACUACUAGAUACUGUAUGAACUGGAUUUAUUUUUACUGGUACAGCUUGAGGAUCAAGAACAGUGAAUUAAGGCUAAAACAUUCUCACACCAAAAUGAAUGAAUGUAUUGAUAUACUAAUCUGUAAGUGAUCAAGAGGUUAUGGGCACAUUAUUUCUGAGCACCUUUGAUAAUGAAAAGAGUAACUAGAGUGAAACAGACUGUAUCUUUUCUUCAUCCAAGCUGUUUUAUAUUUUUAAAAUGUAAUAAAAUGACGUUUUACCAACAUGAUAUUUUUUAUAAGAUCACUGCUUCUUUAAAUAAAUUGUGGGCAUCUUUUUUUUAUAUCUGUAUUCUUCUAACAUACCUCCUCAAACAACUGAAAAUAAAAUGUGCUAACAA